AUGCCUGUCUCAAACGGAUUCGUCGUCUUCCUCCCCCUCCUUUCUCUCCUUGUCGUAACAUCUGUGUCUCAGAAUUCGUGUGGAACCGAUCAAAACCCCUAUUGUGCCGGGAAUGAUGUAUUUGAACAGCUUUGCUGUCCUUAUCCCAAUGUUUGCUACUGGCAGAAUCGCGAUGGGGCUCCUGGCUGUUGCCCCGCCGGACAAGUCUGUGAUGGCGAUACUCCAUACUACACCCCCGUUUCCACUUUGCAACCGACGACCAUCACGGCCAGUCCGACUCCGACUCCGACUUCGACUCCCGCUCCCACCUCUCAGCGUACGGUGGUUAGUACCUUCGUCGGUGGUGGAGGGGUCGUGGUGGUUACUUCGCAGAACAAUGUUGUCACCACCACCACGGACGACGGGAAUGGAGCUUAUUCGACCGUCACCUCCAACAUCGGCAGCGUGUAUUCUACCGUGACCUCCAGUGUCAUUGGUGUAUAUUCCACGGUCACCUCGGUUGUGGGAGGUGCCUAUACCACCGUUACGUCGGAUAUAGGCCAGGGCUUUGCCACCGUUUCCGGAGUUUUGGUGGCCCCCGCCCCAAGGUCAUCCAUGAUCACGCUUGGGAUGCCUGUCAUGGCUUGCUUAUUGGUGGUGGCCUGGAACUUCGUUGGAUAG
Messenger RNA from Rhinocladiella mackenziei CBS 650.93, 660 nucleotides. RefSeq lists its product as uncharacterized. Lineage: Eukaryota; Fungi; Ascomycota; Eurotiomycetes; Chaetothyriales; Herpotrichiellaceae. The record is from RefSeq and is a predicted model, not a curated record. The coding region runs from base 1 to 660 and encodes 219 amino acids. The transcript has a single exon.